AUGGCUGAUAAGCUAUCCGUGAGUGAUAGUGUACCUAAAAUUUAUCAGUUUGCUCGUGACGGUUCUCCUAAUCUGACUGAUCUUUUAAAGCGGCUGAAACCAGACCAAAGAAAAACCGCUUUGAAGACAAAAACUAAAGAUGGCAGCCAUUUUGUCACUCCUCUUAUCGUCGCUGCUCACAAUGGACACCUGAAUUCCGUGAAGAUUCUUCUGAAAUAUGGAGCAGACAUUGAGACUCGAGGAACGCUUAAGAUAGGAGACGAAGUUAUAACGGGUUGUACACCUUUGUGGGCCGCUGCUGAUACUGGUCAUCUUGAUGUUGUGAGAUUGUUAAUCAAACGAAAUGCAGACGUUGACGGCAGAACAUCGUCGGGGUCGACUCCAUUGAGGGUUGCUGCCCAUGAUGGACACCUCGACGUUGUGAGAUGUUUGGUUGUGAGCGGGGCAGAUGUGAAUGCACGUACUGACCGGGAGUCCACCCCUCUAAUGGCAGCAUGCUACUAUGGCCACGUUAGUGUUGUUACUUAUCUUAUUAACAAAGGCGCCUUUAUGGAUCUUCAUUACAAAGAUGCCGGCAACACUGCAUUUCACGACGCUGUUGAAGGGGGCUACUUGGAGGUAGUCAGUCAACUUUUGGCUCUUGGAGCAUCACAACUGCCAAAUAAUCAAGGUUUAACACCACUUCUUUUUGCCUGUGAUAAAUGUUCCAUUGAAAUCGUGGAUCAUAUUAUCAACAGACCGGAAUGUAUAAAGGAACAGAAAAUUGAUGCUCUUGAACUUCUUGGUGCCACCAUUGCAAAUAAUGGAUCUCGUGACAUUAAUAAAGCGUUUAGCUACAUGAAACGUGGAAUGGAGAUGAGAUAUGAAGACCCGGCACAUCCAUUGCUUAAAAAGAAAACGGAACCUGUGGAAGCUUACGAAAAUAGAAAAGAGAGUCAAACGCUUGAGGAACUUGCUCUGUUAGAAGGUGAUGAUCAUGCUAUUGGCAUGGAAGGACUUAUAAUCAGAGAGAGAAUCCUUGGGCCUGACAAUCCAGUACUUCGGGGCCCAAUUAGACACCGGGGGGCUGUUUUAGCUAACUCUGGGAAGUACGAGCUUUGUAUUGGUUUGUGGAAACUAGCGAUGGAGAAAGCCUUUAACUGCAAUGAUCCAAUAACAAAAGUAACAGUUGAUGUUGUAUCCUUCGCAGAUCUAUUUGGAUUUAUGGUAAAAGUAAGUGAACUUUUAAGACCAAAUGUCGUCGAAGACGUGUUUGAAAUACUGGUUGCUGCAAGUGAGAAACGGACAGAACCAUUGAAGUCUGGAAAAUUACAAGACGCGCGUAAAAACAAGGAGCAAGAAAAAACGCUUAACGGUGCUCUCUAUCUUUUGAUGAUAUACUCUAAACUAAAAGUUCAAAAUCCCAGCAUGAUUGACCUUCUUCAAAGAUUCCUGCGUUUAAAUCCUUGUAACAAUGAUGGAAAUACUCUACUGCACUUAGUUGUGUGGCAGGAAACUCCAAUUAAAGAAGACAACCAUGUGCGAAGUGUGUGCAAGCUUCCCUGUGUUGAGACCAUGAAGCUUAUUUUACAUGCAGGAUGUGAUGUAAAUGUCGAUAACACCGAGGGAAACACACCUCUCCAUCUAGCUGUGACGUUCAAGCCUGCUGACCCUGAAGAAGUCGUGAUUUUGUCAGAAAUGCUGCUGUUGUUGUUAGAUGUCGGUGCAGACCCAAAUGUGGCAAACAAAAAUGGCCAAACAGCACUGGACAGCUGCGAAACUGACGCAGCUCGUAGGAUCCUGCUUGAGAAAGGAAGACUGAGUGCCAUGAACGUCGACGUUGGAGAUGUAAGAAAGUUUUAAAUUUUAACAUAUCAUAAUUCCCUAAAAUCAUUACAGCAACCUUUGUCAGGAAAUGAGAGAGUACUUUCUUCCGUGUCUAUCUUGUGUUCAUUGUUGCAAUUGUAUAACUUCACGCUAAUGUAUGCCCGUCUGUUCUGUCGUAAUUUGUAAUAAUUGUGAUAAUCUGUAAUAGCUGUCGUAAUUUGUAAUGAAACAAUUUAUCGCAAUGCAGCUGUUUUAAUAGCCAAAAAUGGAUGUUUGAAAGGGACAUGUACAGUAGGCUCUCAGAGAAAGCUACGGUGCAAGCGGGCGCCAAUUGUUAGUUAGUGACCUAAGAACUGUUAUGAACCGUUCGAUUUAUGUUUGCAAAAAGUAUCUCAGAUAGAAAGUUCGAAGGACAAAUCAAACCGAGAGGCGUCAGGGUAAUACUAUCAAUUGACGAUCUUUCAAAGUAACUUGUAAAACAGUAAGCGCAUUCACAAAUUUUUGGAAUCUCUUUGGCCGUAGGGCUAUUUAGCGCUGCAUUCAUUCAGUCAGUCAAUAAUAUGUCAGCAUGCGUUCAACCGACUUGUUUCCAUGUCACACGACCAGCUAUAACAAAUUUCCACGCGAACGACAAGAAACUUACUCUCUUAGGCCUUGAACUUGAAAAGCUUGAAAACCCAUCAGUCAGAAUAUUUAAAAAAUUUUAUUAAUUUCAAAGCUGUCAUUGCCAGGUUAAAGGGAAGGGAAGGUCAUUUUGCUACUUCCCUCUUCCAUUUUUUCCCUCGCCGUUUCCUCGCGAUUUUUACCCCCUUCCACCAACAGGAGCGCUUUUUUACGUGACGUUUUUUCGUUACGGAUUCAAGACAGAUCGUGGUUUUGAAUACAUAAUAGUUUAAAUAGUUUAGGAGUAUAGUCCAUUAAUCGUACUUAAAUAGCUUUGGUAUCCUCUAAGUGGAUGUUUUUGCCACUUUCACAAAGGCUGGAAAACUCGGAAGUGGAACUGGUAAGAGAAAAGGAGGAGGAGGAGGAUUUGUUCCAAAGGAAAUGCCGGGUAAGAGAAUCUAACCAAGGGACCAAUUUGUUGAGGCGAAUAAUUGUACCCAGUAUCAUUGAACUUUACUGAUGAGCCGUUAGGUGCCAUUUGAUGUGAUAAAAGAGAAGGAAUUGAUGCCGAUGACCCGAUGCGGCGGCUCUCCUCAUCCUUCAAGGGGGGUAAAAAAUAAAUAGAUGAUGUAUUUGGACUGUUCUGAGAGUUAGAAGUAUUAUGUAUGAACAAAAAAAAAUAAGCAAAACACCAAUCAAAAGAAAUUUAAUUUGUAUUCGUAAAUAAAAGAAAAAUAAGGCCAGCCCAUGAGUGUAACCAAGAGAACAACAAGAGAGGAGACUAAAUACCCUAUAUGGAAGUAUAAAAAAAAAAUAAACAUUCAAGCAACACACGAGGUAUAUUAUUAUCUUAACAUCAGAUACCUUAGGUUAGACCAAGGACUUUUUUGAAAGUCUAACCUUAAUUCUAAAAUUAAAAUAAAGUAAUUUAUAUUGAAAGGAAUUGCCCUCUAGAAUGAGGCAACUAUAGAAGAUUUAGUCUGUUGAUCCUCUCUAGAUAUUACACCAAGCGUGAGACCGAAGAAAAUUGUCUCUUUUUAGUGUGAGACAAAAAGCCAAAAAUGGCGUCCUUCUAUCUUUAUUUUAUUUAAGGACAAUUAAUGGAGUUGAGACAACAGUUGCAAAAUGUCCAAGGGCAACUAAGACUGAGAGACGGACAACUGAGGGAAGCGACACGACAACUGACAAAUGUUCAAGGGCAACUACAGGAGAGAGAUGGACAAUUGAGGCAGAUGACACAACAGUUUACAAAUUUUCAAGGGCAACUGGGAGCGUUGACUCAACAGUUGACAGAUGCUCAAAGACAGCUACAAGAAAAAGAUGA
Molecule: messenger RNA, 3733 nt
Organism: Porites evermanni
Lineage: Eukaryota; Metazoa; Cnidaria; Anthozoa; Scleractinia; Poritidae
Source: the annotation of a GenBank genome assembly